AUGAGUUGCCGAGCGGAAAUGAGCAAAUUCUCCAAAUUUCAACAGGCCAAUCAACGUUUGACGGAAUCCGCCCCGCUUGAGGAUUCCACCAACGAGCAGUCUGCACUGUCUCAUGGAUCCAAAUUGGUUGCCGAGCUGAAACGGUUGGCCACCUGUCCAACCCAUGCGGCAAUCCAAUGCGAACAAUGCUUGUCACAAAUUCCCUACCAAGGAUUGCACGGGCUGCAUUUGGGUUCGACAAAAAUUCGUGAUUUGGCCCUCUCCCGAUUGAUCAGCAGUGUGCGUCUCUCAUCUAUCUGUGAUUUGCGAUUAACCGAGAACCAACUGACCCCGUCCGAUGCCGUGUUCCUGAUCCCAUUGUUGCGUUUCGGCGCCGCAUUGCGCUACCUCGACCUGAGCCGAAAUCGUAUCGGAGUAAGUGCCGUACUCACGAUAGGUGUGGUUGUCCCUAAACUGAUGUUUUUUCAUCUGCACAGGAUGUAG
This is a messenger RNA of Echinostoma caproni, 483 nucleotides long. NCBI's taxonomy places the organism in Eukaryota, Metazoa, Platyhelminthes, Trematoda, Plagiorchiida, Echinostomatidae. The record is from the annotation of a GenBank genome assembly.